GUAGGGAGCCCCGGGAGCGCGCGCGCCCGCGCGCCCCUUCCCCGCCCCGCCCUCCGCGGGCUCCCGUGAGGCGGCGGCGAGCUCGGAGUGACCGAGCGAAGGCACCGAGGCAGGGAAGAGGAAAGGGCCCGAGGAGGAGCGGCGGCCCCCGGGGAGGCCGCGGCGCGCAAGGACGGACGGACGGGCGGGCGGAGGGGGCGCUGCAGCGGGCGGGCGGCGAAGGAGCCGCUGAGGAGGGGCGAGCCCGGCCGCCCCCCGCCCCCUCGCCUUCGAGCGCGCGCUCGCCGCGGCGGCGGCGGCGGUGGCGGCGGCUCCCGGCGAUGCGGUGAGAGGGAGGCGCAGCCGCUGUGCCCGGGGCCGCCGGCAGCCUCCGCGCCAGGACUUGCAGUGAAUGGAGGAGGACACUUUUUGCUAGAGAUUUAACUUGUCUAAAGAUAUCAAGUGUUUGCAAUAAACCAAGUGGAACAGGAUCGCCAUGUUUCGAAACAGUCUCAAGAUGCUUCUUACAGGAGGGAAGUCAAACCGCAAAAACAGGUCCAGCGAUGGAGGGAACGAGGAGCCACCAGACCGAAGACAGGCAAGUGUAGACUCCCGUCAGAGCCGAGCUGGGCAAGGCACCUCCACAGAGAACGACUGUGCUUUUGAACCUGACUACGCAAUUCCGCCGCUCGCAGUGACCGAAGGUAUGCAGCACAUUCGGAUAAUGGAGGGCAUGUCCCGCUCCCUUCCAUCCUCCCCCUUACUCACACAUCAGUCUAUCAGUGUUCGGCUCCAACCUGUGAAGAAGUUAACUGCCCCUGUGAGGAAAGCAAAGUUUGUUGAGAGCCCUCGAAUCCCAGAGUCUGAGCUUGGCUCCCCAACGCUCUCUGCCCAGAAGCUGGACGUCGAUGCAUUCUGCCCUGGUGAUACUGAGCAGGAGCUGGGACCCCCUCCGUCCGUAGAUGAGGCAGCGAACACACUCAUGACUCGCCUGGGCUUCCUCCUGGGAGAGAAGGUCUCGGAGGUGCCGCCAGGGCCGCAGUACAGCAUGGAGGUGCAGGACGAGAACCAGAGCUCGGCGGUGACGCAGCGCAUCAGCCCCUGCUCCACGCUGACCAGCAGCACGGCCUCGCCGCCGGCCAGCAGCCCCUGCUCCACGCUGCCGCCGGCCAGCGCCGGGGCCAUGGCCAAGGACUGCGGCUACGGGGCCGUCACCAGCCCCACGUCCACGCUGGAGAGCAGGGACAGCGGCAUCAUCGCUACAUUGACAAGUUACUCUGAAAAUGUGGAACGGACCAAAUAUGGAGGGGAAAGCAGUAAAGAACUUGCAUCUGGGGGAAACCUGAAGCAGUGGCAGUCCCAGAAAUGCAGCAUGGACUCGUGCCUGUACCGUGUGGAUGAGAACAUGUCAGCCUCCACCUACAGCCUCAACAAAAUCCCUGAGAGGAGCCUGGACACCGUCCUGUCCCAGUCCGUGCAGUCAAUUCCUCUUUACCUUAUGCCACGGCCAAAUUCAGUAGCAGCCACCAGCUCGGCGCACCUGGAGGACCUGGCGUACCUGGACGAGCAGCGGCACACGCCCCUGCGCACGUCGCUGCGGAUGCCGCGGCAGAGCGCGGCCGGCGCCCGGGCCCAGCCGGACCUGCGAGUGCGCUUCGCGCCCUACCGACCCCCCGACAUCUCGCUGAAGCCGCUGCUCUUCGAGGUGCCCAGCAUCACCACGGAGUCCGUGUUCGUGGGCCGGGACUGGGUGUUCCACGAGAUCGACGCGCAGCUGCAGAGCUCCAACGCCAGCGUCAACCGCGGCGUGGUCAUCGUCGGCAACAUCGGCUUCGGCAAAACCGCCAUCGUCUCCAGGCUGGUGGCGCUCAGCUGCCACGGCACCAGGAUGAGGCAGAUCGCUUCCGACAGCCCCCACGCCUCUCCAAAACAUGCGGACGCGGGCCGGGAGCCGCCCUUGGCCCAGCCGCCGGCCGCCCACGCCGCCAGCGGGAGCUGCCCCGGCACCCCCGAGAUGCGCCGGCGCCAGGAGGAGGCCAUGAGGAGAUUGGCCUCGCAGGUCGUGGCUUAUCACUACUGCCAGGCUGACAACGCCUACACGUGCCUGGUGCCCGAAUUUGUGCACAACGUGGCCGCGCUGCUGUGCCGCUCGCCGCAGCUGGGCGCCUACCGGGAGCAGCUGCUGCGCGAGCCGCACCUGCAGAGCCUGCUCAGCCUGCGCUCCUGCGUGCAGGACCCCAUGGCCUCCUUCCGCAGGGGCGUGCUGGAGCCCCUGGAGAGCCUGCACAAAGAGAGGAAGAUCCCUGAUGAAGAUUUCAUUAUAUUAAUUGAUGGUUUAAAUGAGGCUGAAUUUCACAAGCCAGAUUAUGGAGAUACCAUAGUGUCGUUCCUGAGCAAGAUGAUUGGAAAAUUCCCUUCCUGGCUGAAGCUGGUAGUGACAGUCAGAACGAGUCUACAGGAAAUAAUUAAGCUGUUGCCCUUCCACAGAAUAUUUUUGGAUAGACUGGAAGAGAACGAAGCCAUCGACCAGGACCUGCAGGCAUACAUCCUUCAUCGGAUACACAGCAGCUCAGAGAUCCAGAACAACAUCUCGCUCAACGGCAAAAUGGACAACACUACGUUUGGCAAACUCAGUUCUCACCUCAAGACCUUGAGCCAAGGGUCCUACCUAUACCUGAAACUUACUUUUGAUCUCAUAGAGAAAGGAUACCUAGUUCUAAAAAGCUCCAGCUACAAAGUGGUGCCAGUGUCCCUGUCUGAAGUGUACCUGCUGCAGUGCAAUAUGAAGUUCCCAACACAGUCUUCCUUUGAGCGGGUCAUGCCUCUCUUGAACGUAGCAGUGGCUUCUCUGCACCCAUUAACAGAUGAACAUAUUUUUCAGGCCAUUAAUGCAGGUAACAUUGAGGGCACUUUGGAGUGGGAGGACUUUCAGCAGAGGAUGGAGAACCUUUCUAUGUUUCUUAUCAAACGUAGAGACAUGACACGAAUGUUUGUUCAUCCCUCUUUCCGAGAAUGGCUUAUUUGGAGGGAAGAAGGUGAAAAAACCAAGUUUCUUUGUGAUCCAAGGAGUGGCCACACACUACUUGCCUUCUGGUUUUCCCGCCAAGAAGGAAAAUUAAACAGACAGCAGACCAUUGAACUGGGACAUCACAUUCUCAAAGCACAUAUUUUUAAGGGUCUGAGUAAAAAAGUUGGGGUAUCUUCCUCCAUCCUGCAAGGGCUUUGGAUCUCCUACAGUACUGAAGGUCUUUCAAUGGCUUUGGCAUCUCUGAGAAAUCUCUACACCCCGAACAUAAAGGUCAGUCGCUUGCUGAUUUUAGGAGGUGCCAACGUGAAUUACCGGACAGAAGUUCUGAACAAUGCCCCCGUUUUGUGUGUCCAAUCUCACCUGGGAUAUGCUGAGAUGGUGGCUUUGCUCUUGGAGUUUGGGGCCAACGUGGACUCUGCUUCGGAGAGCGGCCUGACCCCGCUGGGCUACGCGGCUGCCGCGGGCUUCCUGAGCAUCGUGGUGCUGCUGUGCAAGAAACGUGCCAAGGUGGAUCAUUUGGACAAAAAUGGGCAGUGUGCCCUGGUGCACGCCGCUCUCAGGGGGCACCUGGAGGUGGUGAAGUUCCUGAUCCAGUGCGACUGGAGCAUGGCUGGGCAGCAGCAGGGGGUGUUCAAGAAGAGCCACGCCAUCCAGCAGGCGCUGAUCGCUGCUGCCAGCAUGGGCUACACCGAGAUUGUCUCCUACCUGCUCGAUCUUCCAGAAAAAGAUGAAGAGGAAGUGGAGAGAGCACAGAUCAACAGCUUUGACAGCCUCUGGGGAGAGACAGCUCUGACGGCGGCGGCGGGGCGCGGGAAGCUGGAGGUGUGCCGGCUGCUGCUGGAGCAGGGCGCCGCCGUGGCACAGCCCAACCGCCGCGGCGUCGUGCCGCUCUUCAGCGCCGUCAGACAGGGCCACUGGCAGAUUGUGGAUCUCCUGCUCACGCACGGCGCCGACGUGAACAUGGCAGACAAGCAGGGCCGGACGCCGCUGAUGAUGGCAGCGUCCGAGGGACACCUGGGCACUGUGGAGUUCCUGCUUGCACAAGGUGCCUCGAUUUCUCUGAUGGACAAAGAGGGCCUGACAGCCCUGAGCUGGGCCUGCCUGAAGGGCCACCUGCCCGUGGUGCGUUCCCUGGUGCAGGGCGGCGCUGCCACGGACCACGCGGACAAGAACGGCCGCACGCCGCUGGACCUGGCGGCGUUCUACGGCGAUGCCGAGGUGGUUCAGUUCCUGGUGGACCAUGGGGCCAUGAUCGAGCACGUUGACUACAGUGGGAUGCGGCCCCUGGACAGAGCAGUGGGCUGCCGCAACACCUCGGUUGUCGUCACCCUCCUGAAGAAAGGAGCAAAGAUAGGUUGUCAGACGUUACCGAGUCGCCCACGAGGUCCAGCAACUUGGGCAAUGGCAACCUCCAAACCAGACAUCAUGAUCAUCCUGUUGAGCAAGCUGAUGGAGGAGGGAGACAUGUUUUAUAAGAAAGGUAAAGUGAAGGAGGCUGCCCAGCGCUACCAGUAUGCUCUGAAAAAAUUCCCCAGAGAAGGGUUUGGAGAAGACUUGAAAACCUUCCGUGAGCUGAAGGUGUCACUGCUCCUCAACCUCUCCCGGUGUCGAAGGAAAAUGAACGAUUUUGGAAUGGCGGAGGAAUUUGCCACUAAAGCACUGGAGCUGAAACCGAAAUCUUACGAAGCUUACUAUGCAAGAGCCAGGGCCAAACGCAGCAGCAGGCAGUUUUCAACAGCCCUGGAGGACCUGAACGAGGCCAUCAAGCUGUGUCCUAACAACCGUGAGAUCCAGCGGCUGCUGAUGCGGGUGGAGGAGGAGUGCAGGCAGGUGCAGCAGCAGCAGCAGCAGCAGCAGCAGCAACAGCAGCAGCAGCCACCACCACUCCCGGCAGAGCCAGAGCCCGAAGCCCAGCAUGAAGAGCUGUAUUCUGCUCAAGAUAUCUUUGAGGAGGAAUACCUUGAGCAGGACGUAGAAAACGUUUCCAUUGGCUUGCAGACAGAGUCCAGGCCAAACCAAGGGCUGCCUGUCAUCCAGAGCCCACCCCCGUCUCCAGCUCACAGGGACUCAGCCUAUAUUUCCGGCUCUCCUCUUGGCUCUCAUCAGGUCUUUGAUUUCAGGUCCAGCAGCUCUGUGGGUUCGCCAACCAGGCAGGGGUACCAGUCCACAUCUCCUGCCCUGUCUCCGACGCACCAAAACUCACACUACAGACCCAGUCCUCCGCACACGUCCCCCGCUCACCAGGGCUCCACUUACCGCUUCAGCCCCCCUCCGGUGGGGGGCCAGGGCAAGGAGUACCAGAGCCCCCCGCCGUCGCCGCUGCGCAGGGGCCCCCAGUACCGCGCCAGCCCCCCCGCCGACAGCAUGGCCGUCUACAGGCCGCAGUCGGGCUCCCCGGUGCGCUACCAGCCCGAGCCCGGCGCCGCCGCCCCGCUCCCCGGCAGGCCCAAGUCCCCGCUGUCCAAGAUGACGCAGAGGUCCUUCCAGAUGCCCCAGCUGCCCGUGGCCGUGCCGCAGCCGGGGCUGAGGCUGCAGCCAGCCAAGGCGCAGAUCGUGAGGAGCAACCAGCCCAGCUCUGCCGUGCACUCCAGCACUGUCAUCCCAACAGGGGCAUACAGCCAGGUUGCCCACUCGAUGGCCAGCAAGUACCAGCCAUCAUCGGGGGACGUGGGGGUCAGCCAGAGCCGGCUGGUCUACCAGGGCUCCAUCGGGGGCAUCGUGGGUGACAGCAGGCCCGUGCAGCACGUGCAGGCGAGUCUGAGCGCCGGAGCCAUCUGCCAGCACGGAGGGCUGGCCAAAGAAGACCUUCCACAGAGACCAUCCUCGGCGUACCGAGGGGGGAUGAGAUACAGCCAGACUCCUCAGAUUGGGCGAAGCCAGUCCGCCUCCUACUACCCGGUGUGCCACUCGAAGCUUGACCUGGAGCGUUCUUCCCUCCCCGCCAACCAGCUGGGCUCUCCGGAUGUGUCUCAUCUCAUAAGAAGACCCAUCACAGUCAAUCCCAGUGAAAUUAAGCCUCACCCACCGACUCCAAGGCCUCUACUCCACUCUCAGAGCGUUGGCCUCCGCUUCUCCCCUUCCAGCAAUAGCAUCUCCUCCACCUCCAACCUGACUCCCAACUUCCGCCCCUCUGCUUCCAUCCAGCAGAUGGAGAUUCCCCUGAAGCCGGCCUAUGACCGAUCGUGCGAUGAGCUGUCUCCGGUCUCGCCCACGCAGGGGGGCUACCCCAGCGAGCCGGCCCGCUCCCGCACCACGCCCUUCAUGGGCAUCAUCGACAAAACCGCUCGGACUCAGCAGUACCCCCACCUGCAUCAGCAGAACCGGACCUGGGCCGUGUCGUCAGUGGACACUGUCAUUAGUCCUACGUCUCCUGGCAAUCUGCCCCAGCCGGAAUCCUUUAGCCCACCCUCUUCAAUCAGCAACAUUGCCUUUUAUAACAAAACCAACAAUGCACAGAAUGGCCAUUUGCUAGAGGAAGACUAUUACAGCCCCCAUGGGAUGCUGGCCAAUGGGUCCCGGGGAGACCUCCUGGAGAGAGUCACCCAAGCCUCCUCGUACCCCGACGUCAAGGUGGCAAGGACGCUGCCCGUGGCACAGGCCUACCAGGAUAACCUGUACAGGCAGCUCUCCAGGGACUCCAGGCAAGGCCAAACGUCCCCAAUCAAACCAAAGAGACCAUUUGUGGAGUCUAAUGUGUAAAAGACACUUGUUGGAGUGAGACCCUCAUGUUUUCAGCACACACUUCCAAGCUUGAUUUCCAUGCAUACUAUUAUAAUUAUUAUUACUAUUAUUAUUUUUAUUUCUCUUUGAUAGCUACAUGAUCAAGUUUCUCCGGUACUUUAUGUGGUGGUCAGACAGCCGUGCACGUGCUCCAGCCCUUUUGUUCCCCAGCUGACUGUGAAGCCAACAUCAGCCGAGCCAGUAUCGUUUGCCCAAUUCCAGCAAAGUUCCAACCAGGAUAUCUUAGUCCAUGGUGUGGGGAGGUCCAGAGAUACCCCUACGCAGCAGGAGGUAACCAGCUCUUUUUCAAGAGACAGUCGCCUUGGAUUUAAAUUGGUUCCUUUUGUCUCAAUUAUCUCUUACUCAACUCUGAUGGGAAUUCCUAGGGAAUUCCACAGGAGCCUUUCCCAAGGCUGCAUCCACAGGUCCCUGAGCCAGCCAGGUUGUUUGGCUCUUUGCCCCAAAGAGCAGAUUACCCUCGGUGAUGUGAUGUAACACCAGUAGCUAUGCACAGCACCCUCAAUGCCCAUCCUGAUUCCGCUGGUUGACAGCGCUUUCCUUCCUUAUUUAACUUGUCAUUGGCCAGAAGGGAUGGGGAUCACACAGCACUUUGCUGCUGUCCAAGUACCUACCAGCUGCCCUCACACUGAUUCUUUGCUCUGGGGUGUUUUACAAGGAUUGAGGGUUUGAGGUCAGCCCUUUGUUACGUGUUUUAGUCAGCCAAAGGAAUUGGCCAGGAACCUCUUGUGCAUGGACCUGGAUUGCAGUAACUUCUUCCCCUGUUGGCAGACUGCGCCUCACCCACAGCGUUUGCAUGGGACAACUUAGUGUUGGGACCUCAUCUGAGGGGCAUUUAUCACUUGCAAGGAAGAGCAAAAAUCUGACUUACAGUAUUCAAAGUGGAAAAUUGCAACUCUAAAUAUUCUUUUUACAUUUUUUUAUAGUGAGGAUAUAGAGCAUGGCAUGAUGGUUCCAAAAGAGGAAAGGUCCUUCUGCAGUCCCAGCCGUGCAGCAUCCCUUCCCUCUGGCUCAUUUCUGCCAGGGAGCAGAGGUUGUAGCAAGGGCUGUGCUCCUCUAAGAUCCUGAAAUCCUGGAAAGGGACACUGUGUUCUGUGUCUGGGUAGAGACCAUGUGUUGCUUUUUGAGAAGCUGUAGUUAAGAGACACCUAUUUAUAAUUUAUUUAUGUUAUCUAUUUCAGGACAUUUUCUGGUUCAGGUUGGGUUUUCUCUAUUAUUUUUGGUUUUAUAAUCAAAUGCAAGUCACAUCAAGACAACACGGAAAGCAAGGGCCAGUUCCAAAAUCCUUUUUAUAGGAUUUUCAAUAAUUUUUCAAUUAUUUGCUGAAAAUUUCCUUUGAGGUGGGCAGAAGAACGUCCUUUAUGGAUUCCUUUAUUCCUGGUGGGUUUGUAAUCUGCCUUUUCUCUUCUGAGGGGAAGGGUGGGAUGACGGGAGGGAGAGUGAUAACGCCGUAGCUUGUUUUAAAGCAAACUAGUGCCUGUUGCCCAAUGCCAAACCUCACUCAUACCGACUCUAGGGAGCGGCUCAGUGCUGAGCAGGGGAGCGAUACCUCCAAAGGGCUACAGCCAAGCGAUUGCAAGACUUGCUGAACCAAAUCGUGGGCUCCAACCUGCGUGGUGUGAGUGAGCACAUCCCAGCCCCACAUCACUGCAGCUGCACCCAUUCACACCAGCUCAGGACAGGCUCUGGAACUCCUUAAGCAAACCCUGGCUUCCACGGGGCUUUUUUUUUUCCUUCUGUGUGGUUCAGCACAUCUCAUUGCUGUUUCGUUGCCUAAUUUGCUCAGAGCAAGCUGGGACAUGCACACCUUGGGCCAGGGGAGACUUGUGUCUCAUAGACACACGGAGAGCAUUUUGAAGGGGGUUCCUCUAUGAGUUGUGGCAAUUCUGGGGCUCUCUUGAGCCAUUUGGUCUUUGUCAAACCCGGUAUUUGGAUUGAGGUCGGUGUUUUCUUCCUUGAGGUGCAGCCCAGUGCUGGCUCUUUGCUUUAUCCCAGGGCUCUGUAAAAUGGGGGCUGGCUGGGACCCCUUCAAUGGGGCAGGUACCCCGUGGGGACACCCAGCUCUGAGCUUGGUUUCUCUCCUUACAGAUGGGGUGUGAUGAUUUUCUUUCUUCCUCUCGCUUUUGAAAUAACGUGCUCUGUAUUGUCAGGAGUAACCGGUUUCUCCUCCACGUGCCCAUGGCUGGGAGACGUAUCCUGGCUCUGGAGCAGCAGCAGUCACUUUGCUUAGUGCCUCCAUCCUCCAGCUUUCUGCCUGAGUGAGUGGCUUCCUACCUUUAGUUGCUUCUUUGAAAGGAAAACGUGGCUCAGUUUUGCCUGUCCCCUGCACUGCCACGCCCAGGGUGCUCCAGGAGCAGUGACAGGAGAGCUGCCCACGCUUGGCUGUGGCUCCUCACUGCCUCGUGCUCCCAGUCCUGUCCUUCAGAGCAUCCCCCACAGCACUCCUGUGUGUAACUGCUCCGUUUCUGAGGAUGUUUUAAGGGAAACAGAAAACAGCUCACGCUUUUAACACAACCACAAAGCUGAAGAUGGCUUGAAACACUGCAGCAUGCAGGUUUUUUCACAACUCCACGUAUUACAUUUUCCACAGGAUUCUUGCACUAAUGGUUUUCCAUCUGUUCUCUCUGUAAAUGGGUGCACUUUACUGUUUGAAUUUGUUACUAUGAUAAAUACUGGAUAUUUAAGCGUGAGUAGUGUCUUCAUUAGAAAAAUAGCAAAACAGCUCAUGUCUCAUAGUGUAUUUUUCAGAAAAAAGAGAAAAGAAACAAAACGAAGCAAUGAAUCGUAACAUUUAUAGCACAAGAACUGACUCCUGUAUAUAAGCAUCAACAGAUUGAGUAAUUUUUGAAUAUAAAAUUAUUUGCAGUGGUUUUAAAGCACUUCCCCAGCAAUUCUCCUAGGAACAGUCGAGGCAGGAUGGCUGCUGUGGUCACUGGGUGGGUAAGAAGCACAUUUCUUCCUGGAAAAGCUCAUUCUUGCUCAGUCCCCUAUGUCUUCAAAGUCAUCAUUUGAUCUUUACAUGAGGAGAAGCAGAGGUCAUUCUGUGUUGUGCUGGCAUGGCCCCAUGGUGCUUAGGGGAGCACAAGGUCAGGGCCCUUCAUCCUCCACUCUUAGAUCUAGGUGUGACAAGCCCAGGCCACACUGUGGGAUCACACUCAGUUUCAGACAUUGUCCUGUACCUCUGUGCUAUGUGUUUAAUUACUUUUUGAGUAAUUAAGAUGCAGGACAAUGCUGCCAGCUGGUGCCUUCAUGCCCUCCCAGCUGCAGUGGUACCACAGACAGGCCCCAUCUUUAAGCAAGCAGGAUUUACUGAGUAAAGCAGUUUCUUGAUGACAUUGAAACUCCAGCUUUCAUCCUUGGGGUGCAUGGGGAAGGCAAUGCCAGAAGUGAUGCUGAAGCUGACCCCUUUCUUUGGCCAACCUUCCCACCAGGUGUCUCUCAUCUUUACCUGGGGCUGCUCUGAGACCCAGGUGUGCCACUAUAGAGCUGGAAUCUUCAGCCAACAUCAGGUGUGGGUGUCUGCCCCAUCCCUCAGUGUGGCUUCAUUGGCUCUUGCUCUUCUCCCAGGUCAGGAGGAUGCUGUGGUCCCAGGGGAGGGGACACCCAUGUGAUGGGGGGCUCUGCAGGGUCUCUGCAACCAGGCUGGGAGUGGCAUCAGAGGGCUCUGGACAUAGUCUUGAGUAGCCAUCAAAGUACUUAGGAAAAGGAGUUUUUUACAAUGACAGAUCCUUUAAGAUCCAUCUCCAAAGAAGGCACAGCCUGAGCUGCCUUCUCUGUGUCACUGUUUGGGAGGACUGUGACAGCUCCAACAGUCUGAGACAUGUGUCUGUCCUUCUGCAUGUCUGCUGUGGCACCAGUGCCCAGCUGGGUCUGUCCGAGCUCUGAGCUUUUUGGUUAUUUUUCUUUAACCUGGCUGUGAGGAAAACAGUGUGGCAGGUGUGAACAUGUGAGCCAAACACCAGAGUCAUGCUGGAACCAGGGUGGGUGGGAAACUGGGAGUGAUUCAGUCUCCCUUACAAAGGUUGCUAUGUCUUCAGGGCUACCCAGGAGAAGUCUAGCUAAAACCGAAGUGCCAGCUCUGCCUUACCUAGAGAGCCAAGCAAGCCACGUGCCUGCUCGUCCUCCUGCGGGGCCCCGGGUGAGCUGCCUCAGCUCCUCGCUGCUUCUGCUGUGCUUGUGCUCUUGGGAAUCUGAGGUAACUCUUCUGUGGGGUUAUCAGUGGUUACUCAAGGGCUUAGGGGAGAGCUGCUGUACUGCUGGGACCUCUGCAAAUCAAUGCCUUCAGCCCCUGCCGGCUGCACUGCGCGGGCUGCUGGGGGUGUGUUGGACACAAAGCACAAUGGUUGAAAGUGAUUCUGCAUUUUUUUCAGCUUUGUGUGAAUAAUUGCUGGAUUUUCAUUCAAUCAAACUCUUUUUUCUAAUACAAACCACUAAGGGCUCAAUUCUUUAGCAAGAUGCGUUCGUGUCCAACUCUUGACUGGAUCUCACCACAGCUGGGACAGAGCGACCCGAGAGGUCACAGCGAGUCACGGGGAAAGCCACAAGCACCCAGCCCACCACGUGUCCUUCCUCCUGCUCGUUUUCCAGCUGCCACCGUACUGGGGAGUCAGCAGCCAGGUCCCAUCUGCCGGGAUCACAUCCUGUGGUUGUGAAAACAGAGGGCUGCCUUGCCAAAAGACUUGGUCCCUUUGGGCGAUGCUGCCCAGGGGCAGCGGUGGGGAGGCAGGUCAGGGUAGGGAUGGGUGGAUGGAAAAGCCUCGUGCCCACAGAGGUGGGUCCCCCACAGGUCUGCCUUGCUGUGCACUGCUCUGCCAGAGCAGCCCUGGGUGCUACAUAAAGUCCAUUGUGUUGCUUCACCGACAACCCAGAGACUCGUGUGGACUCUGCCAGUGCUGCCGGCUCAUCCCUCUCCAGCCUUUUCUUUGCCAUAGUGUUGCAUUCAGCGUCCCAUGUCCUUUCUGUCUUCACAUCGAGAGGAUCUGAGUUGGGUACAAACAUGUCCACUACACCCGCCUUGUGCUUUGUACAACUCCCUGGUUGCCAUCCUCUGAGACACUUGCUGGGAAGAUCUUUAAGACACUUAAAUUUUCCUUUAGCUUUUCUAUAAUUCUGAUGUAAAGGACUUUCUCUCUGUACAGUAUAUUAUCCAAUGCAUGUUCUGUUCUCUCUGAUAUAUUGAACACCACACAGUUGUGAUAUUGUGCAGUGGGAAGAGCAGCCCCUGCCAACAGCAGAGGCCUUCGCCUCUCAUCUCUAAGGAAAGAAGAAAACAUAUUUUUUCCUUUGCUGUAUUUGCUUGAGCAGAGUUUUCUUGUCUGUACAUGUGAGCUGUGAGAUAGAUGUGAAAAGUUCAAAAGAAUGCAUUCCCCUCCCCACUGUAUACAGAUUGUAAUCUGUACAAUGAAAACUGUAUGUAUGAAAAAAUGUACUUAUUUAUAAAUGGUUAACACUUGGAAAUGG
Oenanthe melanoleuca is the source of this 12205-nucleotide messenger RNA. It is a transcript of the gene TANC2, whose product is annotated as tetratricopeptide repeat, ankyrin repeat and coiled-coil containing 2. Lineage: Eukaryota; Metazoa; Chordata; Aves; Passeriformes; Muscicapidae. The transcript has 29 exons. Gene Ontology annotation, cellular component: dendritic spine. Gene Ontology annotation, biological process: regulation of dendritic spine morphogenesis. Bases 476 to 6706 code for a protein of 2076 amino acids. Gene Ontology annotation, molecular function: protein binding. The record is from RefSeq and is a predicted model, not a curated record.